CAUUUGAAGGUUAUAAGUAUGGAUUGGUCGAUUUGCAUUUUUAUUUCAUAUGUUAAAUUUUUUUAUAAAAUAUUUUGUGAAAUUUAAAUUAAAAUUGUUUCGUUAAAACAUUUUUUAAAUGUUUGUUCAGACGGAGUAUAAAAUUAAAUGCUAAAUUUUAUGGAAACGUUUUAUAACGGUAGAUGACGUUUGUUGAAUGAGUGAAUCAUAUUUAUUAUGGCUGAAAUAAAACGAGUAACCCUCCAACCUGUUGAUGAUGGUCAAUCGUCAAAAAAAUCUAGUAAAACUGCUAAGCAAGUUGCAUCAUCAUUUCGUUUUGAGAUCAAUCUUAUAGAUUCAAAUGAAGAAACAUAUACUGAAGUAAACUAUGCUCAAUUAUUGAAGAGUGCUGAAAAGAAACAACGAAAAGAAAAAAAGAGUGAUUAUCCUACCAAUGGCUUUACCAAAUUUCCUGAUGAUGAUGAUGAUGAUAAAAUUCUUGACGUUGCUAGAUAUUAUGAAGAGAAAUAUGGAAAUCGAAAAAGAAGUGAUUAUGUAGAUUUAGGAGCAGGCUAUGACGAAAAUGACUCUUUUAUCGACAACACAGAUGCUUAUGAUGAAGUUGUACCCGAGGAAAUGACUACUGUUCAUGGUGGAUUUUAUGUAAACAGUGGACCUCUUGAAUUCAAAGAUUCUGAUAAAGUUAAUCGUAAAAACAACACAAAUGGCAGUAACAAAGAAGAAGAAAACAAAGAUGAUAAAGAAAAGGAUUAUAGUGACGAAGAAAAUUAUAGUAGCAGUGAUAAAGAGACCGAGGGUCAAGUAUCAAAUGUCAAUAUUAACAAGAGACGUCUCAGUUUUUCUAAAGAUGAGGAAACAGAGAUAAGUCAGCAGCCUCCAAAAUCUAAAAUAUGUACAGCUGGCAUAGAACAAUUGCAGCCUCCCACAAUCAUGAUACGUACAGAUCUUACAAAACAUCAACAACCUGCUAAGUCCAAAUUAGGUACAGAUGAUGCAGAAUGCGUUAUUAUAGAUUAAACAGAUUAUUGUUGAACACUAGUCUGAGCUGUUAUAACUUUUGUCAAAUAUUUAAAUUCUGAAAGACACUGUUAUUUUAUAAGUAUGUAAUAUAUAAUAUAUAAGCAUAAUUGGGUGCUUUCCUGGUAAAACAAAAUACCAUAAAUAAUUUUAAAAUGUUAGAAAACAAACUCUGUGAAACAUUCUAUUUACUCAAAGCUAGACUGUGAUACAUAUUAUUUUUACAAACAUUCAUUGAAAAGUAUAUUACAAAAAUGUUUUUGCUGAUUUAAUAAUUACUUUUAAUAAUCAAAUUUGCUAUGUCAAUAUAUAUUUAUUUCUUAUUCCUGUAUUUUUAAAGUUUAAUAAUAAGUCUCAUUUAUUUAUCUAUAUAUGAUUAUUUUGGCUAUGUAACAGUAAUUUCAUCACUCCAUUUCAUUACAGGCAGAUGCAGUGCAGAAAGUUAGAACAAUUGAAGUGCCCACUGCUUCAUAUAAUAAAGUUUUGUAAAUAACUUUGAACUAAUUCAACUUUAUUAAUUGUUACAGAUUUAACUAGAUACAUAAAGACUGAAUAUGGAUAUUAAUGUAUGGAUAUUAAUGUAUGAUAUUCAAUUGAUAUAUUUCGUAGCCAUAUAAAACGUUUUCCACGUUAUAUUUUCUAUCAGUGGUAUCCAACAAAUCAAAGUAACUAAAUUGUAUGAAUAUAUUAUUACAUAAAUACAAUUAUUCCUUUCAAACCUAAUAUCAUUUGAAUGGUCCUUUGAUGUAAUGUUCAACUUUCUUUACAAUCUCUAAUCUAAUCUAUUACAUUUUCUAAUAUUUCUUUAACAUCUUUCAAUCUACUGAAAUAUUGACAAUCUUUCUAAAUUUCUGUAGCUAUUCCAUCAUUAAAAUCUGAUUACAUAUAUUAACUCCAAAAUAAAAGGUAAAUGACAACUCUAGAUAAAUUGAUUGCAUAUUUAUAAUGGUAUUAAUAAUGAACCUGUAUAACUCGUCUAUCAUCGAAAAUGUGCUAUUAAAGUCCGCAUUGAUUUGCAAAUUCUAAUAGUUUUAUUGAUAUGACUGUUUUAAUGUAAUGUGUUUAAUUCGCCGGUAAAAUAUUUAAUUUCUCCUAGCUAAAAAUAAAAGCUAGUUUCUUUUUUAAAUUAAACUGGUAAUCAUAAACAUUUUUUGACACGCCGUCAUUUUUACUACAUAUUUUUCUAAUGCUUUUUAUCUUCAAUAAUUAUACGUUUCAAAAGAGUACGCGAAGAAAAUUAUUACGAGCUAGAUACUAAUUUUAAAAUAGCUUUGAUAAAAGAUGGAUAAAUUUAUUGUCGUUGCAGUUACUUUUUACCAAAAAUAAAAUUUUUUAAUUAAAAAAUGUUGCUCGGCGAUCCACUUAUUUUUACCGUCAGGUAAUUAAGAGUUGAAUGUUAAUUUUUUUUUGUCAAAUUUUAAGCCGAAAAUUAGUAAGUUGCUGAUUAAUACGAAAGUCAAGACAUGGACAUAUGAAGUUAAAUGUAUAUAUUAAUAUAGUAAUAAACUAUUGUUCGAAUCAACGCCGUCUUCAUUCUCUCGCGGCUAAACAAUGCAAUGUCAACAUCAUCAUCAUUUAUUCUGUCACUUGCUCUUAUCAUUGCUAAAGCUAUUUUUAAAAAAUUGAUAUUUGUUUACAUCAAUACAAAAAAUCAAUAAUGAUAUUAAUAGACAUAUUUUUUCGUUGCGGUAGCUCAAAUGAUGGCUGGCAACCCAUCCAGGCAGGACUUUGUCUAUUGUGCGAUUAAACCAAUAACAAAUGAUGCCGAUAUUCAGCGAAUCAAAGGGCUAAAUUUUUGCAGAGUGUUAUAGUGCAAGUAUUCGGUAGCAAGAUUAAAUGUACGUGCGCAUAAAAUGCUACUACGAAUGUAUUAACGUUCAUCACAAGAAAUUUUAAUUAUAUAUGUCUCUAUGACAAGCGAAAAUCUAGUAGAAACCCGCGGUUUUAUUCAUAUAUAUAUAACACUCGAUCAACUUCUGUGGUUUCAUUUAACUUUAAUAAGCUGUUUGUUUAUGCGAAGUUGAUGCAUCACACGAUAUAUUUUAUCGAGACAAAAAAGUUGCCCAGAGCUCGAUGUAAAUAAUCCGUUACGUUAUUUUUCCACCGCGCAUUUACAAAAUGAAAUCUUGAAUAAUUGUAAGAUUUACUUAUCAAUUAUGCAUUAAAAAAAUGUAUAAUUAAAACAAAAAUUUGAACAAAUUUACAAAUUUUAAGCUCCACGGAAGAAUAGGAAUUUAACUU
Phymastichus coffea is the source of this 3258-nucleotide messenger RNA. RefSeq names its product yemanuclein-like. Lineage: Eukaryota; Metazoa; Arthropoda; Insecta; Hymenoptera; Eulophidae. The transcript has 2 exons. The record is from RefSeq and is a predicted model, not a curated record. Gene Ontology annotation, cellular component: nucleus. The coding region runs from base 217 to 1017 and encodes 266 amino acids.